AUCUAGGUCAUGGUGUUAGGGUUUUAAUUCUACAAAGACCAUAACUUUUAGCAGUAACGAGCAUCUAGAGAGGAGACGGGUGGGAAGAGAGAGGUCCCGACGAUGGUGCAGCGCCUCACAUAUCGCAAAAGGCAUAGCUAUGCUACAAAAUCCAACCAGCACCGGAUCGUCAAAACUCCCGGUGGGAAGUUGGUAUAUCAGAGCACCAAGAAGAGGGCAAGCGGGCCCAAAUGUCCCGUUACUGGCAAGAGAAUUCAAGGGAUUCCUCAGUUGAGACCUGCUGAAUAUAAGAGGUCCAGAUUAUCUAGGAAUAGGAGGACCGUGAACCGUGCCUAUGGCGGUGUAUUAUCCAGUGGUGCUGUGAGAGAAAGGAUUAUUCGUGCUUUCCUAGUCGAAGAGCAAAAGAUUGUGAAGAAAGUUUUGAAGAUUCAGAAGGCAAAAGAAAAGCUGGCAACAAAGAGCUAAGAAUUUUUACUUUUUCUAUUGUCAUCUUAAACAAGUUUUGACAUUGAAAAUGAUUUAGUAAUGUACUUUAAAUCAUUAUACUGUUAUCAUUCUACUUCUGAAUGAGCUCAUUUCUUUAUUAAGCCAUCAUUUAUAAAACAUCAUUUUUACUGUUUAAGCAAUUGUUUUUUAAGAUGAAAUCCAGGGUGUGGUUUGCAUCGGU
Molecule: messenger RNA, 667 nt
Organism: Olea europaea var. sylvestris
Lineage: Eukaryota; Viridiplantae; Streptophyta; Magnoliopsida; Lamiales; Oleaceae
Product: 60S ribosomal protein L34-like
Exons: 4
Coding region: 103-465 (120 amino acids)
Biological process (GO): translation; ribosome biogenesis
Cellular component (GO): cytosolic large ribosomal subunit; ribosome
Molecular function (GO): structural constituent of ribosome
Source: RefSeq, a predicted model, not a curated record